This is a messenger RNA of Glycine soja, 2698 nucleotides long. RefSeq lists its product as uncharacterized. The transcript has 4 exons. NCBI's taxonomy places the organism in Eukaryota, Viridiplantae, Streptophyta, Magnoliopsida, Fabales, Fabaceae. The coding region runs from base 273 to 2405 and encodes 710 amino acids. The record is from RefSeq and is a predicted model, not a curated record.
CCUUCAUUUUUUCACCCUCAAAAAGUUUUCAACCGUCUUCCAAAAGUAUGUUACCUUCUUCUCUCUCAUCCUGUUUGAGAACCCUGUGAGUGUGAACUUUACUCAAUCACUGACACCCUUUGCUGAAAAGAUACAAACUUUUGGUUCAUGUAACCCCUUAAAACAGUCUUUUCCUUUCCACCCCACAAUCUCCUUGCCAUUGGUCUCUCCACAGUAGUACCACUUCUGUUGGUCUUGGUUUGAACUUGGAAGUUUCCAAUUUUGAACCAAUAAUGGUGGUGAAGAUGAUGAGUUGGCCUCCAUGGCCACCUCUCUCAUCUAAGAAAUUUGAAGUAGUUUUCAUAGUGCGCAGGCUUGAAGGGUCAACAAGUAUGGAGAAAGCUGAGGAGGUGAAGUCCAAGGUGGUUGAAAUUAAGUGGAAGGGUCUGAAAGGUGUGGCUUUGAGCUCAUUGAGGCGUUCCAUCAAGAGAAAUUUCACCAGAGAAGAAGGUCUUAAUGAUGCAGGAGUAGUUGAAUGGAAUCAGGAAUUUAGAAAUGUGUGCAACUUUACUAGGUAUAAGGAGAACGUGUUUUAUCCAUGGGAAGUUAUGCUAACAGUCUCCAGUGUAUCUAAGCAAGGGCCAAAAACCAGAGCUUCUGUAGCUGGUGUUACAUCAAUAAACUUAGCUGAAUACGUUCCUGCAGCUGUAGAUAAAGAGAUUGAAAUUGUAGUUCCUUUGAAUGUCCCUGGCACCAAUGAUAUUACUAAUCUCUCACUUUUUUUGUCUCUUAGUUUACUGAAACUGGAGGCCCUUCAAGAAUAUUUGGAUGCAGUGCAAAGAUCAACUAUGUGUGUUCCUUCAUCACCCAGUUCUGUUGAUGCUCUCGCAAUAAAUAAAGAUGAGUUUACCACACUUAAAGCGGGUCUGAGAAGAGUAAAAUUCUUUGCUGAUUAUGUAUCAACUGGAAGAGCCAAGAAGGCAAGCUCCAAAGAUGAAGGAAGUGAUGGUAGGAGCUCCAACAGAAGUGAAGAUUUUGAAAAUAGGUAUACAUCGGACGUGGAUUCACUGGAUAAUGAUGCUGCAAUUAAGUCAGAGGUGAAUGAGGAGGAUUCUUGUGUGAGACAUUCAUUGAGUUAUGAGACUCUGGCCUCUGGAAACUAUGCAGGAGGAUCACCAUAUUCAGGUUCAACUAUUAAUGGUAAAGAUGAGUGCUGGAUCUACUAUAGUAGCCAAAAGUCUGAUUAUGGGGGUGCACAUGUUGAGAAUUAUAAUACAUGUGAUCAGAUGGAGCAUCAGAAUUCAAAACACCGAAUCCUUUCUUGGAGGAAAAGGAAACUUCACUUUAGAUCUUCCAAGGUGAAAGGGGAGCUACUUCUGAAAAAACACGGAGAAGAGGGUGGAGAUGAUAUUGACUAUGAUCGUAGGCUGCUGAGCUCUUCUGAUGAUUACACUAGUGGAAAGUGGCAUAAAAUAGAAAAUAUCACAACUAGUCCAUCAUUUGUUCCUGAAUUUGAGGAGAACAGUUUCACUGUAGGGAGUUGGGAGCAAAAAGAAGUCAUUAGCCGCGAUGGACAGAUGAAGCUCCAUACCCAAAUCUUUUUUGCUUCAAUUGAUCAAAGGAGUGAAUGCGCUGCCGGGGAGAGUGCAUGUGCUGUCCUAGUUGCUCUCAUUGCAGAUUGGUUGAAAGCAAACCAAGUUGUGAUGCCUAUCAAGUGUGAAUUUGAUAGCCUGAUUAGAGAUGGAUCAUCAGAAUGGAGAACUCUUUGUGAGAACAAGGACUUCAUAAAGAAGUUUCCAGAUAAACACUUUGAUCUUGAAACUGUUCUGCAAGCGAAAAUCUGUGCAGUAUCUGUAGUGUCAGAAAAAUCCUUUGUUGGAUUUUUCAUUCCAGAGGAACCUGAGGGUGAAGGUUUUGACUUCCUUCAUGGUGCAAUGUCCUUUGAUAGCAUAUGGGAGGAAAUAAGCCAUUCUGCUUCAGAACUUCACAUGUUUAGGGAGCCUUUGGUGUACAUAGUAAGUUGGAAUGACCAUUUUUUUGUCCUAAAGGUUGAGAAAGAUGCCUACUACAUUAUUGACACUUUGGGGGAGAGACUACAUGAAGGAUGCAAUCAGGCCUACAUCUUGAAGUUUGAUACAAGCACAAAAGUUGAGAAACUGAGUAAGAAGGGAAAUAAAACAGUGGAGGUAAAUGGUUCACAAGAAAAUGUAGUUGAUAAAUCUUUCAUAAUCACCCCAAAUGAAAGCAAUGAUAGAAGGGAAGGGAUCAUAUGUAGUGGCAAGGAGUCAUGCAAAGAGUACAUAAAGAAAUUCUUGGCUGCAAUUCCUAUAAGAGAGCUUCAAGUUGAUGUCAAGAAAGGCUUGAAAGCAUCCAUGCCACUUCAUCAUAGACUACAAAUUGAGUUCCAUUACACACACCUCAAGUAACCCAUGAUUAUGCAAGAUGCAAUAAUAGCUGAUUUGCCAACAAUGUGGUGGUGUUUGCAGUUGCUUCAACGCAAUUAUAGGGACUCUCUAAUUGAUAACUCAUGUUUUCCUCUUCUGAGUUUGUUUUAAACGAUUAACUUGUAUUAGAAACAUAUUUGAAUUGCUUAACCUGAGCUGAAGAUUCAAUUUUUUAGAAUUUUCGUGGCCUGGUUUUCUAAAUAAUAAUGUUCUUGAUUAUGUUAAGACUUUUGGGAUCUUAACACUGGUUGUCUAACAGAAGCACAUUAUAUGUA